Grosmannia clavigera kw1407 is the source of this 1155-nucleotide messenger RNA. RefSeq names its product pepsinogen c. Gene Ontology annotation, cellular component: fungal-type vacuole. The transcript has 2 exons. Gene Ontology annotation, biological process: proteolysis. Gene Ontology annotation, molecular function: aspartic-type endopeptidase activity. The coding region runs from base 1 to 1155 and encodes 384 amino acids. The record is from RefSeq and is a predicted model, not a curated record. NCBI's taxonomy places the organism in Eukaryota, Fungi, Ascomycota, Sordariomycetes, Ophiostomatales, Ophiostomataceae.
AUGAAGUCUGUUCUGCCCCUCGCGUGUCUUCCCGGCACUCUUGCAGCCGUGUUCGAGCUGCCGGUCUGGAUCCGGAACACCUACGCCGUCGUGGAGAUUGAGGCCGGAACGCCGCCCGUCUCGCACUACCUCGAGUUUGACACGGGCAGCUCGAGCACAUGGAUGGCCUCGUCCGACUGCGUUGCCGACCCGAGCGCAUGCCCGAACUCCAGCGGCUACAAGCGUCCGGGCUACGAUGCCAGCGCGUCGUCGACGUCGUCGUCGCUGAACACGACCGCCUCGAUCGGCUACCUGGGCGGUACCACCGGCGGCAGCGGUGCCAAGGACAUGUUUGCCAUGCCGUCGGCACCCAAGGACACGUGGGCCCAGACGUUCCUGGCCGUGAACGAGAGCUCGUUUGCGGCCCUGCCGGGCGACGGGUUCCUGGGCCUGGCCUUUAGCACCAUUGCCGAGGGCGAGACCACGACACUCGUCGAGACGAUGAUGCAGGAUGGCCUGCUCGAUGAGCCUCGUUUCGCGCUGUACCGCGGCUCCGAGACGAACGACACGGGCAGCAGUCCGGGCAACGGCAUGCUGACCGUCGGCGGCUCGCACGAGGACAAGUACGUCAACGGCUCUCUGGCCUGGACGCAGCUGCAGUACCCCGGCAGCGAGGCCCAGCUGUGGCGCACGGCCAUGCAGUCGGUCGUCAGCCGGCGGCCCAAUACGGCCAAUACCACCUUCCUCGACGUCAACGACUGCUGGGCCGUGUUCGACACCGGCGCCGGCGGCAUCACCGUGCCCGAUCGGCUGAUCGACCAGAUCUACGAGAGCAUCGGCAUGAACUACACCGCCAUCCUCAACGGCGACGUCAUCCCGCUGUGCGAGGACUUUACCGACGACUGGGGCAUCACCGUCUACAUUGGCGACUUUGUCCCGGCCACCGAGCUGACCAUCACCGGCUCCAUGCUGAAGAACCCUGGCUUUGCCGACGGCGAGGCCAAGUACUGCUGGCCGCCCUUUGACAGCAACGAAGCCGAUGGCCUCUUCCUCUUCGGCAACAGCUUCCUCCAGCACUUUUACACCGUCUUCGACUUUGGCGGCAACCUGCCGACCAACUACAGCGCCCGCAUCGGCCUUGGACCCCUCAAGGACGAGUACAAGCCGGUGCUAUAA